AUGCAAUCUGCUGAAUAUUCAAUUUCAUCAACAACUGAUCUUAUAACUAAUAGUACAUUUAAUCAAUCAUUAACAGAAUCAUCUACCCAUAUAAAUGAUACUUAUAUAUUAAUAACUGAAAAAUAUUAUAAUAUUGUUACAUCAAACUUAUUAGAUACACUUAGUACAUUGACAACAUUAUCCAUUCAUCAUCAUGAUCAUACAACGAUACACUCAGAAUUUGCAUGUGUUCGUAGUGAAUUAUCUGAACCAGAUUUUCAACUGUAUGCAUGUUCUGGUAGUAAAAUUACAUCAUGGAUUGCAAGUAUCUUUUUGGUAACAAUGAGUAUAUUUGGAAUUAUAAAAUGUUUGACCGCUCAUGGAGUACUCAACAUAUUUGAUCUACGACGUACUGGAAUUAGUUUUCCAAAACGGCCAGAAUUUUUAGUACUCACAUGUUCAAGUUUACCGUUAGUAUUUAGCGUUCUAUCAAGACCUCUAUUCACACCAUUAUCACCUACGCAUAAAUACUUCAUCUUAGGCUGGGGAAUGGCACAAACACGAUUCUUUUGUGAUCUCUUCACUAGAACCGCUUCGAUCUAUCAUCUUGUCUAUUGGGUUUACCGUACACCAAUAAUAAAUUUAAUCUGGUACAUAUGUUUUAUUUGCAAACUACAGUGUAAUAAAGUACGUGAUGAAACGAAAAGAUUGGCGGCAGCAAGAAAAGCUACGGUAAAAGCUACAAAAGCAUCACCCAAACGUCAUAAUAAACAACAACCAGUUGGUCGGGGAAGAACCACAGAAUGGGGUUACACUGAUAAAAGAAGAAAAUCAAGGUCAAAUAAAAGUGUUCGAGGAACUACUGACACAGUAGCUGUUACACCUAUUUCAUCAUCAAUCAAUACUCUAACUAAUACGAAUGAAAUUAAUACUCCAACGAACCAAGUUGCCAACUCUAAUGGGAUAAAUUUAAUUGCUGCACAACCAUUGUUUAUUGGUCAGAAUAAUGUAAUAAAUUCACCUAAUCAAUUACCUGGAAUAAUGCCCAAUUUAAGUGGUUUAACGAAUCCUUAUGGUCAAAUGAUUCCUCAAAAUAUGAUGACUACACCUGAUAAUUAUAAUAUGUUCGAUAAUGGACCAAUUGGACAACAAACUAAUCCAUAUACAAUGAAUAUGAAUUAUGGAAUAGAUUAUAGAAUGACAAUGAAUAUGAAUAAUUAUAUUAAUCAAGUAAAUGCCUAUAAUCAAUCUAAUUUUAUGUAUCCUAUCAAUGGUGGUAUAAAUUCUGAUAUUACUAAAGAUUCUAUCAAUAAUACAAUCAAUAAUGAUAAACCAUCAAUAAAUGAUAGAUCAGAAAAAAUUUCAAUCAUUAAAACAAAACAUAAAAUUGAUAUUCCAUUACCAACAAAACAAUUUCUUUAUCGUUGUAAACGUAUUAUACCAGGUUGUAUUUAUUUGAUAUCAUUUUUAAUAACAUUACCAUCUAUUACAGCAUUUGAAUCCAUUGAAGAAGAUGGUAUGAUAUUGACACGUUGUACAACAAUGUGUCGUUCAUAUUUUUAUUAUGAUUUAAUUAUAUUAAUUACAUUACCAACAAUAUUUGUCAUUGUAGCAUUUUAUUAUUCAUCAUUAAGUAAAAAACAAAUUAAUGGUGAAUUAAAAAUGACCUAUCGUUUAAGAUGUUAUUAUGUGACAUUUAUAUUAUUAAAUAUACCAAUGUUUGUAUUAAUGUUAACAUCAAUUGGUUUUAGAUUAAGUGAUAAACCAUAUCGUAAUAUAUAUGGUACUGGUAUAUUAAUUGCUAUGACAGCAUAUCAUACAAAUUUUACAUUAAAAUCAACUAUAUAUACAACUGGUUGUAAUUGUAUUUGUUGUUCAGAUCAUUGUUUAAUAAAAUAUCCAAAAAUUAAUCGUUUAAUUAUAUCAUUUACAACACCAGUAGCUAUAAAAGAUAAAGAAGCAUUAUUAGAAGGUAUAGUUAUACCAGUACGUAUGGAUAAAUAGAAAAGAUUUAAAAGAAAAUUUUUAAAAAAAGAGAAAAUACUGGAACAAUUUAAAAGAAAUUGAUUAUUUUUUUGUCUUUUUUUCUUUACUUUUUUUUUCUUUUAGCAAACUGUCACAAUGUUGUUGUUGUUUUCCUUUUCUUUUUUCUUACAAACCAUUAUGUUUAUCAUGUGUAAAAUCUCUUAUUCUAAUGUAUAUUCAAUGUUAAAUGUUUAAUUGAAUAGUGUGUUACUUGUAGAUAGUAUGAGGGUAUGCUGAAUAUUAAAACAAACAAACAAAAAAGCUUUAUUUUUAAUGAUCCUAUUCUUGACCAAAAAUAAAUUGUUUAUUUACAAAA
Schistosoma haematobium is the source of this 2320-nucleotide messenger RNA. RefSeq lists its product as uncharacterized. Lineage: Eukaryota; Metazoa; Platyhelminthes; Trematoda; Strigeidida; Schistosomatidae. Bases 1 to 1983 code for a protein of 660 amino acids. The transcript has 2 exons. The record is from RefSeq and is a predicted model, not a curated record.